Daucus carota subsp. sativus is the source of this 1836-nucleotide messenger RNA. RefSeq lists its product as uncharacterized. The record is from RefSeq and is a predicted model, not a curated record. NCBI's taxonomy places the organism in Eukaryota, Viridiplantae, Streptophyta, Magnoliopsida, Apiales, Apiaceae. Bases 1 to 1836 code for a protein of 611 amino acids. The transcript has 5 exons.
AUGGAGAAGAUUUUGGAAGUGUUUAAGCAAGUCAAGGUCAACAUACCCCUUUUAGAUGCUAUUCAACAAAUUCCGUCAUAUGCUAAGUGUCUUAAGGAGUUAUGUACUCAUAAGAGAACCAACCAUGUCCCUAAGAAAGCUUUCCUUACGUCUCACAUAAGUUCGAUUCUCUCAAACCAAAUUUUCGUGAAGUACAAGGACCCCAGUUGUCCUACAAUUUCAUGUGUCAAAGGAGAAACUUUUGUGGAUAAGGCGUUACUUGAUUUAGGGGCUAGUGUUAAUCUCCUUCCAUAUUCUGUCUACCAAGCUUUAGGUUUAGGGGAACUCCGGCAAACAAAUGUCACACUUCAAUUAGCCGAUCGAUCCGUGAAAAUUCCUAAGGGAAUGAUCGAAGAUGUGCUAAUUAAAGUAGGUGAUUUUGUGUUUCCCUUAGAUUUUGUCGUCCUAGAGACCGAGCCGGUUAGGAACCCGAAGAAUCAAAUUCCCAUAAUCCUAGGACGACCAUUUUUAGCUACAUCCAACGCGUUGAUUAAUUGUAGGAAUGGCUUAAUGAAGCUAACAUUUGGUAACAUGACAAUCGACCUCAACAUUUUUCAUGUGGGGAAACAAUCCGAUGAUUUCUAUGAUCAACCUUUGGACGUUAAUCUAAUUGAUGAAAUAGUUGAUCAAGAUCUCAUGAAUCCUAAAGAAGCCCUUGAAUUUUGCUUAAAACAUUUUGGAGAGGAUUGGGAUGUUUCCGACUACACACAUGAGGUCAACCAAAUGUUAGAAUCCACCAUUCCCACAACGAGUCAAGAGCGUGAUGUUGAACCCGAGAAUUUGCUAUCACCAAAGACAACCGUUGAGUCACAACCGCCGGAAUUAGAACUCAAACCUCUUCCCGACACUCUUAAGUAUGCUUUUCUAGGCCCUAACGAGUCCUAUCCCAUUAUCAUUGCCUCUAAUUUGACUAUGUCACAAGAGGCAACCGGUGACAUUCCCUCGAAUUGGUCCAAAAAUGAUAAAGCCAAGUUCUUUUCUCAAGUGAAACAUUUCUUUUGGGACGACCCGUAUCUCUUUAAGCAUUGUCCCGAUCAAAUUAUUAGGAGGUGUGUCCCAAAUAAUGCCUUAUGGGCCUAUCGGACCGCCUUUAAGACCGUCUUAGGAAUGUCUCCUUAUAGACUCGUGUAUGGUAAAGCUUGCCAUUUGUCGGUUGAGCUAGAGCAUAGGGCCAUGUGGGCCAUUAGAGAAUUGAACUUCCACUUACCCACCGCCGGUAGUCAUCGGAAGUUGCAAUUGACCGAGUUGGACGAACUUAGAAAUGAUGCCUACGAAAACGCUAAAAUUUACAAAGAGAGAACUAAGGCCUUCCAUGAUAAGACCAUCUUUAGAAAAUCCUUUUCUCCCGGCCAAAAAGUUCUUCUCUACAACUCUAGGCUUCAUUCGUUUCCCGGUAAGUUGCGUUUUAGAUGGGACGGUCCUUACAUUGUUCAAGUUGUGUUUCCUCACGGUGCUGCUGAAAUUCAGGAUCCUAAAAACGAAUCCAAGCCCUUUUGGGAAGGCGAGGAUGUGGCUGCAGUUGUCUCCGAGGCUUCCACCCGUUGCUUCUUUAGGGAAGACAGAGCUGCGGGUUCAGACACAAAACUACUCCCACUCCUUUUCCGGGGGAGUGUUGUGGUGAUGGUUGAGGUGAAGGUUGAGGGGAUUGAUGUGGUGGUUGUUGAAUUUGAAGAGGUUGAGGUUGAUUCUGUGGUGGUUUUUGAAAUUGCAGUUGCAGUUGUUGUUCUUCUAGUUGUUGUUGUUGCUGUUGAUGCGGUUGAGCCACUUGAAAUUGAAAAAAAUUCAACUGAGAUUUGA